Molecule: messenger RNA, 462 nt
Organism: Aphanomyces astaci
Lineage: Eukaryota; Oomycota; Saprolegniomycetes; Saprolegniales; Verrucalvaceae
Exons: 2
Coding region: 1-462 (153 amino acids)
Biological process (GO): DNA transposition; DNA integration
Molecular function (GO): DNA binding
Source: RefSeq, a predicted model, not a curated record
AUGACGCGCGCCACGACCAAGCACGACCUACCCAACGAUCAACGGCUCGGUUUGUACCACGAGCUCUUGGUGCACAAGGUUAACGGCCGCUUGCCCAAGGGCAAGGCAGAGGAGCUUCUGGCGCAGUAUGGAGUCUCAAGGCAGACAUUGUCCAAGAUCUGGCGACGCGGCCAGAGGUCGAAAGCACGAAAUGGCCUCGCAGACGUAGCACUGAAGAAGAAAGGGCGCUGUGGACGACGCCCGUCGCGCACCAUGUCCGACAUCGAGACCGCCAUAAAGAGUGUCCCGCCGGUCCUGCGGAGAACGUUUGAGUCCUUGGCGGUGUCAAGCGGCAUUCCAAGAACAACGCUUUGGCGGGUCCUUCAGACAAAGAAGCUUCAGCGUCGAACCAGCCGCCUCAAGCCAAUGGUCACGGAGAAGCACAAGGCGGACCGUUUAGCCUUUGCCAGUGGUUCUACCUGA